UGAUUAUCCAGAUCCCCACAACGACGCGGAGCUUAUCUUCCAGAAACAGAGACAUCACAGACCCAAGCCCUAGAUUGUUGCUCGCAAAACUCCAUCAAAGCCUCCCCAACGCAGGAACGACAGAAGAAUAAUUGAAGAACCCCUUCAGUCGGAACCAAAAUACCAUAACAGCAUCAGCAAGCCCGCAAGGCCUAUAUAAGAACAUCCGAAUACCAGAAUUUCUACUACUCCAUCCUCCCCAACCCCCAGCCAUCGUUUCCAGAGCCAACAUCAUCACGACCUCCCAAGAACGAACCGUCCUGACGCAAAACCGAAACGAUGUCGCCGCCCUUCUUCGAAUUCACCCGCCUGCCGGAAGGCCAAGAAUCCUGGGCCCUCCACGCCCUCCUCGCCGAGCAGCUCCAGGCGAUGCCGGCCCGGCGCGUGCCCCAACCCCCACCCCCACCCCUGCCCCACGAGUUCCAGCACUACGAGGACAUCCCCGCGUUUGUGGUCGUGCGCCUCGGCGGGGAGAUCCACGACCACUUCGCCGCGCUCCCCUGGGAGCAGUGGACGAUGAACCUGAUCUUCCGGGUGCUGCGCGACCGCGCCCCGCGGAGCAUGCCCUUCUACGGCGUCGUGCACGCCCACCACUGGGUCCGCUUCUACCGCGAGACGACGGCGGCCGACCGAAACACCGCGGUGGCUUCGCACACGGUCCACCCUGUGGCUGUCAACCAGGUGUACACGCUCCAUUGGUACGGGGAUGAGCAGCUGAUUGUCGAGUUUGUGGACGCGGUGCGCCAACGUCGUCGGCGUCGGGGCCGGGGUGUGCGUGCCUUUGAUGGGGUUCCGCCCCCCCGGGUCCGGAAGGUUCCCUUCCACGUGGAUCAGAUUGAGUGGGUGACGGGGGAGGAUGGGGAUGAUGAGGUGGUGGUGCUGAAGGAGGAGGAGGAGGAGGAGGAGGAGGAGGAGGAGGAGGACGCGCAGGGGGAGGGUGAUACUGAGUCUGAGUCUGAGGAGGAAGAGGUGAGUGAUUGGCGUUUGCCUUCGCCUCUGCUUAAGACUGAGGAGGCCAUGUUGGAGUCUCUGUCUACUCCGAUUGACAGGGGCUUGUGUACUUCUGCCGAGACCACCCCGUUUAGCGGGGACGAGGACAACGACGAUUCUCCGUACACCCUGGGGCAUUCUGAGGAGCCGCCGGUCUUCAAGCGUGAAUCUCCAUGGUAUGCGCCAGGAACUCACCCAACAGCACACAGGCAACCUGAUUUCCGCUGUACUACUUCAUACUACACAAGUCAUACAUCCCACAGCAAAUGUGCGCUGCAUACAGAAGCAAUUGUCUUGGCGCUAGGACCAUGGAGGAAUCCGAUUAAUCUUGAAGAAGAGAGCUUACACGCUUCAUCUUACCAUCUGAUCUACUGGACAGUACAGCUCUGGGCAUGA
Messenger RNA from Aspergillus japonicus CBS 114.51, 1425 nucleotides. RefSeq lists its product as uncharacterized. NCBI's taxonomy places the organism in Eukaryota, Fungi, Ascomycota, Eurotiomycetes, Eurotiales, Aspergillaceae. Bases 319 to 1425 code for a protein of 368 amino acids. The record is from RefSeq and is a predicted model, not a curated record. The transcript is spliced from 3 exons.